UCUUAAAGUCUAAAGUAAAGGUGGUACCUCCUAAAAAGAGGGAGACAGAAGACUUUGUGUGGAAGGAUAAGGAGUGGGUUUAUAGUUUCAGUAAGAGUGUACGUUUUAAUUUUUCUUCUUCCUCUGCCUCUUUGCCAAGUAGCCUGAGUGCAUCUGUUAACCAGAAGUAGUAUCACUCUAGGACAAACUUCAAAUUCUUCAUUCUGUGUUGCCUUUAAGGAACAACAUACUUUCUUCCUGUUCUUUUUCCAAAAACACACGCCUAUGGCUCUGUGUGUGGUGUUUUAGCCAGCCUCCUCCCAGAUAAGGGGUUCCCUUCCCUCCUUUGCAUUGAAAGGAAAGUGCAAGUCUGGACAUGUUUAUCAAGAGGAAAAGUGACUUCUUAGUAAUAGACUGUCAAAUUCUGGCUGCUGCCCCAGUGUUCGCUUUGUUAUGGCAGGUGAAGUUCACCUUUGCCCCACCCAGUGUUUCCACAAAAAGGCAAGGUUCCAAGUAUUCAUAUGAACAAGUGUUACUUUAGGACUUGGAGGGUUGGGGGUGGAGGAUGUUUGCAUAGUUGAAGCCUUGGGCGGGGGUGUAGGAAACGGCGAGUACAGAGGCCAUAGAAAAAGCUGAGACUCAGUUUGACGUCGUCAGCCAGCUUGGUCUUCUACCCAGUGACUCAAAGCACUAAAAGUCAGCAUAAUCGGAACUGAAGUCAGUAGCAUCGCCCAUUUGCCAUUCACUGCAGUAGCAAAAGUAGUACUCUGUGGUGGGUUAAUCGGUUUGAGGCAGCUCCUUAAAUGAACAUUUGUGUUUCAUUUUUCUGUUAUUUUCCCGAACAUGAAAAGACGAUAAAACUGAAAUGGAAAAGAUCUAUUCCAGAGGGGAGCUUCACCACUUCAUUGACGGCUUUAAUGAAGAGAAAAGCAACUGGAUGCGCUAUGUGAAUCCAGCACACUCUCCCCGGGAGCAAAACCUGGCUGCGUGUCAGAACGGGAUGAACAUCUACUUCUACACCAUUAAGCCCAUCCCUGCCAACCAGGAACUUCUUGUGUGGUAUUGUCGGGACUUUGCAGAAAGGCUUCACUACCCUUAUCCUGGAGAGCUGACAAUGAUGAAUCUCACACAAACACAGAGCAAUCUAAAGCAACCAAGCACUGAGAAAAAUGAACUCUGCCCAAAGAAUGUCCCAAAGAGAGAGUACAGCGUGAAAGAAAUCCUAAAAUUGGACUCCAACCCCUCCAAAGGAAAGGACCUCUACCGUUCUAACAUUUCACCCCUCACGUCAGAAAAGGACCUCGAUGACUUUAGAAGACAUGGGAGCCCCGAAAUGCCAUUCUACCCUCGGGUCGUUUACCCCAUCCGGGCCCCUCUGCCAGAAGACUUUUUGAAAGCUUCCCUGGCCUACGGGAUGGAGAGACCCACGUACAUCACUCGCUCCCCCAUUCCAUCCUCCACCACUCCAAGCCCCUCUGCAAGAAGCAGCCCCGACCAAAGUCUCAAGAGCUCCAGCCCUCACAGCAGCCCCGGGAAUACAGUGUCCCCUGUGGGCCCCGGCUCUCAAGAGCACCGGGACUCCUACGCUUACUUGAACACGCCCUACGGCACGGAAGGUUUGGGCUCCUACCCUGGCUAUGCACCCCUGCCCCACCUCCCGCCAGCUUUCAUCCCCUCGUACAACGCUCACUACCCCAAGUUCCUCUUGCCCCCCUAUGGCAUGAAUUGCAAUGGCCUGAGCGCUGUGAGCAGCAUGAAUGGCAUCAACAACUUCGGCCUCUUGCCGAGGCUGUGCCCUGUCUACAGCAAUCUCCUCGGUGGGGGCAGCCUGCCCCACCCCAUGCUCAACCCCACUUCUCUCCCGAGCUCGCUGCCCUCAGAUGGAGCCCGGAGGUUGCUCCAGCCAGAGCAUCCCAGGGAGGUGCUUGUCCCGGCGCCCCACAGUGCCUUCUCCCUUACCGGGGCCGCCGCCAGCAUGAAGGACAAGGCCUGUAGCCCCACAAGCGGGUCUCCCACGGCGGGAACAGCCGCCACAGCAGAACAUGUGGUGCAGCCCAAAGCUACCUCAGCAGCGAUGGCAGCCCCCAGCAGCGACGAAGCCAUGAAUCUCAUUAAAAACAAGAGAAACAUGACCGGCUACAAGACCCUUCCCUACCCGCUGAAGAAGCAGAACGGCAAGAUCAAGUACGAAUGCAACGUUUGCGCCAAGACUUUCGGCCAGCUCUCCAAUCUGAAGGUCCACCUGAGAGUGCACAGUGGAGAACGGCCUUUCAAGUGUCAGACUUGCAACAAGGGCUUUACUCAGCUCGCCCACCUGCAGAAACACUACCUGGUACACACGGGAGAAAAGCCACAUGAAUGCCAGGUCUGCCACAAGCGAUUUAGCAGCACCAGCAAUCUCAAGACCCACCUGCGACUCCAUUCUGGAGAGAAACCAUACCAAUGCAAGGUGUGCCCUGCCAAGUUCACCCAGUUUGUGCACCUGAAACUGCACAAGCGUCUGCACACCCGGGAGCGGCCCCACAAGUGCUCCCAGUGCCACAAGAACUACAUCCAUCUCUGUAGCCUCAAGGUUCACCUGAAAGGGAACUGCGCUGCGGCCCCGGCGCCCGGGCUGCCCUUGGAAGAUCUGACCCGAAUCAAUGAAGAAAUCGAGAAGUUUGACAUCAGUGACAAUGCUGACCGGCUCGAGGACGUGGAAGAUGACAUCAGUGUGAUCUCUGUAGUGGAGAAGGAAAUUCUGGCCGUGGUCAGAAAAGAGAAAGAAGAAACUGGCCUGAAAGUGUCUUUGCAAAGAAACAUGGGGAAUGGACUCCUCUCCUCAGGGUGCAGCCUUUAUGAGUCAUCAGAUCUACCCCUCAUGAAGUUGCCUCCCAGCAACCCACUACCUCUGGUACCUGUAAAGGUCAAACAAGAAACAGUCGAACCAAUGGAUCCUUAAGAUUUUCAGAAAACACUUAUUUUGUUUCCUAAGUUAUGACUUGGUGAGUCAGGGUGCCUGUAGGAAGUUGCUUGUACAUAAUCCCAGCUCUGCAAAGCUCUCUCGACAGCAAAUGGUUUCCCCUCACCUCUGGAAUUAAAGAAGGAACUCCAAAGUUACUGAAAUCUCAGGGCAUGAACAAGGCAAAGGCCAUAUAUAUAUAUACUUAUUUACACCUGUGUCUAUAUAUUUGCCCCUGUGUAUUUUGAAUAUAUGUGUGGAUAUGUUUGCAUAGCCUUCCCAUUACUAAGACUAUUAUGUAGUCAUAAUUAUUUUUUCAAUGAUAAUCCUUCAUAAUUUAUUAUACAAUUUAUCAUUCAGAAAGCAAUAAUUAAAAAAGUUUACAAUGACUGGAAA
This is a messenger RNA of Symphalangus syndactylus (siamang), 3316 nucleotides long. It is a transcript of the gene PRDM1, whose product is annotated as PR/SET domain 1. Gene Ontology annotation, molecular function: protein binding; DNA-binding transcription repressor activity, RNA polymerase II-specific; RNA polymerase II cis-regulatory region sequence-specific DNA binding. Gene Ontology annotation, biological process: regulation of transcription by RNA polymerase II; cell fate commitment. Gene Ontology annotation, cellular component: cytoplasm; nucleus. NCBI's taxonomy places the organism in Eukaryota, Metazoa, Chordata, Mammalia, Primates, Hylobatidae. The record is from RefSeq and is a predicted model, not a curated record.